UCCGAUAACCGGUUCCAUAUCUUUCCAGGCGAUGGGAAUUUAAAGCCCACAGUUUACCCAUAUCAUUGACAUUCGUCAGAACACCGUUGACAAACAAAGCAAGCAUAAUGUUCGAUCCGUUCGUGCUGGCGGCACUCAUCGCCGGGAUCUUCUUCCUCUUCUACCAGUUCAUCAACCGCAAGUAUCAAUUCUUCGCGGAGCGUGGCAUACCGUACGUGAAGCCCACGUUCCUACUCGGCAAUGGUGCCUCGGUACUGCUGAAAAGGGAAAACAUUAUGCAGAAUAUGCCGAAGAUGUACAACAGCCACCCGAAUGCCAAGAUCAUUGGACUGUUCGAUUUCGUCAAACCGACCAUGAUGAUCCGCGAUCCGGAUGCGAUCAAGCAGAUCGGAGUCAAAGAUUUCGAUCACUUUAUCGAUCAUGCGCCACUGUUUACGCAAGCGGACCGUGACGAUGUGGGCACGGAAAGUCUGUUCGGGAACUCACUGGUUGCCCUGCGAGGACAGAAGUGGCGGGACAUGCGGGCGACACUGAGUCCGGCCUUCACCGGAAGCAAGAUGCGUUACAUGUUCGAGCUGGUGCUGGAUUGUGCCCAAUCUACGACGGAAUUCUUCCGCGAAGAAGCCAAGGCCGGUCGGACGAUGGAAUACGAGAUGAAAGACUUGUUUUCACGGUUCAGUACGGACGUAAUCGGCUCGGUAGCGUUCGAUAUCAAGAUGGAUUCCCUGCGGGAGCAGGAUAACGAUUUCUUUGUGAAGGGAAAGGCGAUGCUGAAUUUUCAGAAUUUGAGAACGCUGGUGAAGAUCAUCUUACUACGGGUAGCACCGAGUUUGAUGAAUCGGUUGAAGGUGGACAUCUCGAGUUCCAAGAUGAACGCGUACUUCAAGGGCAUGAUUUUGGAUAACAUGAAGCAAAGGAAGGUGCACGGCAUAGUGCGUAACGACAUGAUCAACAUCUUGAUGCAGGUUCAGGAGGGCGCUCUGAAGCACCAGAAGGACGAACAGGAUGCGAAAGACGCAGGUUUUGCCACUGUUGAGGAGUCGAGCGUUGGAAAGUCUAUUCACAGUCACGUUUGGUCUGAGAACGAACUCGUUUCGCAGUGCUUCCUGUUUUUUCUAGCUGGCUUUGACACCAUGUCAACUUGCUUGACGUUCUUGAGUUACGAACUGCUGGUCAAUCCAGACAUUCAGCAGAAACUGUACGAAGAGAUUAUGGCCGUUGAGGACUCGCUGAACGGAAAACCUCUUUCCUACGAAGUUCUUCAGAAGAUGCAAUACCUAGACAUGGUCGUAUCGGAGACGCUACGCUUAUGGCCACCGGCUCCGUUCACCGAUCGCUACUGCGUCAAGGACUACGUGUACGACGACGGUCAGGGAACGAGAAUCUCGAUUAACAAGGGUCAACUCAUUUGGUUCCCGAUUACGGCUCUGCACCACGAUCCUAAAUACUUCCCGAACCCGAACAAGUUCGAUCCGGAGAGAUUCAGCGAGCAGAAUCGUAGUAAGAUCAACCCGGCGACCUAUAUUCCGUUUGGAGUUGGACCGAGAAACUGCAUCGGCUCGCGGUUCGCCCUGAUGGAGGUCAAGGCGGUCGUAUAUCAUCUGGUGAAGAACUUCACCUUGGAACGGAGCCCGAAGGCGGUAUGUGGUUGGAAUUUAAGCCACGGGCUUGACGGGGAGUUGGAUUAA
Messenger RNA from Ochlerotatus camptorhynchus, 1688 nucleotides. Its product is annotated as probable cytochrome P450 9f2. The record is from RefSeq and is a predicted model, not a curated record. The coding region runs from base 108 to 1688 and encodes 526 amino acids. The transcript is spliced from 2 exons. Lineage: Eukaryota; Metazoa; Arthropoda; Insecta; Diptera; Culicidae. Gene Ontology annotation, molecular function: oxidoreductase activity, acting on paired donors, with incorporation or reduction of molecular oxygen; iron ion binding; monooxygenase activity.